AGCUUCGUGUGCUGGACGUGACACACCACCAUGGACCCACGAAAAGUGGCGGAACUGAAGGGCUUCGUGCAGCUAUGCGAGUCCAAUCCGGGGAUCCUGCACCUUCCAGAGAUGAGCUUCUUCCGCUCCUGGCUACAGAGCAUGGGAGCUACACUUCCUCCCCAAGAGAUGAAACGGGAGUCGUGUCAGACUGGCUGUCCUUGCGGUCCAUCUCCGUCAGCAGCUUCGCCUCCUGAACCAGAACCUCCAGUUCAGUCUGAGAGCGAGGAGAGUGAAAUAGAAUUUGAUAACGACGGCGUAAUCGAGCCAGACACAGUUGAUGCGCAGGAUAUGGGCGAGUUUGAAAACACGGAGAUAACCGAGGAGAUGAUGGAUCAGGCCAACGAGAAGAAAAUUGAGGCCAUUAAUGCCCUUGGAGAAGGCGACCUGCAGAAGGCGCUGGAUCUUUUCACCGAAGCCAUCAGGCUGAAUCCCCGCUUAGCAAUCCUUUACGCCAAGAGGGCGAGCGUCUACAUCAAGAUGCAGAAACCCAACGCAGCCAUCAGAGACUGCGACCGGGCCAUCAGCAUUAAUCCAGACUCUGCACAGCCCUACAAGUGGAGGGGGAAGGCUCACAGGCUGCUCGGUCACUGGGAGGAGGCUGCCAGGGAUCUGGCUACAGCCUGUAAACUGGACUACGACGAGGACGCUAGCGCGAUGCUGAAGGAGGUUCAGCCAAAGGCUAAUAAAAUUGUGGAGCACAGACGCAAAUAUGAGCGUAAGAGGGAAGAGAAGGAGAUCAAAGAGAAGCAAGAGCGCGUAAAGAAAGCCAGAGAGGAGCACGUGCGGGCUCAGAGGGAAGAGGAAGCACGGCAGUUUGGAGGUGGAUUCUUCCCAGGUGCCGGUGGUUUCCCGGGUGGAGCUCCUGCUGGCAUGCCUGGUCUCGGUGAUCUCUUCAAGGAUCCUGAGCUGCUGAAUGCCAUGAAGGACCCUGAGGUGAUGGCUGCUUUCCAGGAUGUGGCGCAGAACCCUGCCAACAUCUCCAAGUAUCAAAACAAUCCUAAAGUCAUGGCCCUCAUCACCAAACUCAGCUCCAAAUUUGGAGCUUCCCCACAACCGUAAACGGGCCCGGAACCAAAUCCAAGUGCAAACGCGGCGAAGCAGACUGGAGAGCGGCGCUUUUCGAUUACUCACUGUGUUAAGUUAAGCAGGAGCUGGUGACGGGUCAGCUGGAGCGAGGUAGAAGUUGGGCUACUUUAUAAACAAUGAUCCUAAUCAACACCUUAGUUCUAUAGCAACAUCUAAUCAAAGCAUCCCGACGGUUAGGAAUGAUGUUGGAAUCUGGGAUAACCUUGUUUCAGCUGGAACUUCAUUUAACAGCAGGUUGAUCUUUUUUUUUUAUUGAAACGGCUGCACUGCUAGAUUGCCCCUCCCCCCUCGUAUUAAGAUAUGAACGUUUCUACAGCCAUUUAAUACGUGGUUUAACCUCUGACUGUCUCUGAACACAGCUGAACUCUCACGAGCGUUGGCAUGUUUUGUUAUUAAUCUGUUAUAAAUGCAAAUAAAAGGAUGUCUGUCUCACCCUGUUGAAAAAAUAUUCACAAUAAAACUAUUUAAAAACA
This is a messenger RNA of Nothobranchius furzeri (turquoise killifish), 1601 nucleotides long. RefSeq names its product ST13 Hsp70 interacting protein (gene st13). Lineage: Eukaryota; Metazoa; Chordata; Actinopteri; Cyprinodontiformes; Nothobranchiidae. The record is from RefSeq and is a predicted model, not a curated record. Gene Ontology annotation, molecular function: Hsp70 protein binding; protein dimerization activity.